Ogataea angusta is the source of this 2676-nucleotide messenger RNA. RefSeq lists its product as uncharacterized. Gene Ontology annotation, cellular component: nucleus; spindle microtubule. The transcript has a single exon. Gene Ontology annotation, biological process: mitotic spindle assembly; microtubule-based movement. NCBI's taxonomy places the organism in Eukaryota, Fungi, Ascomycota, Pichiomycetes, Pichiales, Pichiaceae. Gene Ontology annotation, molecular function: ATP binding; plus-end-directed microtubule motor activity; microtubule binding. Bases 1 to 2676 code for a protein of 891 amino acids. The record is from RefSeq and is a predicted model, not a curated record.
AUGCUUUCCAACAUCAAAGUGUAUGUGCGGUGCCGGGCGCGCAACGAGCGCGAGGUGGCCGAGAACGCGGGCGUCGUGGUGUCUGUGCCGUCGCGCGAGCAGAUCGCGGUGUGUUCGGGCGCCCACCAGCGCACGUACGCGUUCGACCGUGUAUUUGGCGCAGAGAGCGACCAGGAGUCGAUUUUCGAGACGGUGGCCGAGCCGAUGCUUGCGCAGAUCCUGGCGGGCUACAAUUGCACCGUGUUUGCGUACGGACAGACCGGCACGGGCAAGACGCACACGAUGGUGGGCAAUCUGGGCGCCGACCACAGCAGGCUGCCCACAGACGCGGGCAUCAUCCCGCGCGCUGUGCACAAGCUUUUCGAGCUGCUGCGGAGCGUGCCGGACUACUCUGUGAAGGUGUCGUUUAUUGAGCUGUACAACGAGAACAUCAGGGACCUGCUGGGCGACGAGUCGCGCCCGCUCAAGAUAUUUGACGAGGCCGGCAAAAAGAGCGUGCUGGUGCACGGGAUCCACGAGGUGUACAUCCGGACGGCGGCGGAAGGGCUGCGGCUUGCAGCGCAGGGGUCUGAGCGGCGCAAGGUGGCGAGCACGCGGUGCAACGACCUCUCGUCGCGGUCGCACGCGGUGUUUUCCAUCACGGUGCACAUGCGCACGCAGGACUCGCACAAGAUGGGCGGCGAGGAGUUUGUCAAGGUGGGCAAGCUGAACCUGGUGGACCUGGGCGGGUCCGAGAACAUCUCGCGGUCCGGCGCGACGAACCAGCGCGCCAAGGAGGCCGGCAUGAUCAACCAGUCGCUGCUGACGCUGGGGCGCGUGAUCAACGCGCUCGUGGCCAACUCGCCGCACAUCCCGUACCGCGAGUCGAAGCUGACACGGCUGUUGCAGGACUCGCUCGGCGGGCGCACCUGCACGAGCAUCAUCGCGACGCUGUCGCCGGCGAAGACGUCGCUGGAGGAGACGCUGAGCACGCUGGAGUACGCGCACACGGCGAAAAGCAUCCGCAACAGGCCGCAGGUCAACGAAGUCGUCAACAAGAAGACGCUGAUCAGCGAGUACAUGGACGAGAUCGAGCGGCUCACCAGGGACCUGAACGCCGCGCGCACGCAGAACGGCGUGUAUCUGGACGAGGCCAGCUACGAGCAGCUGUGCCGCGAGAGCGAGAGCCGGCGGAUCCGCGUCGAGGAGCUCGAGGCGCGCGUGGGCGGCCAGCAGGACCGGUUCGAGCGCGCGCGCGAGCGCAUCGACGCGCUGGAGACGCAGCUGGAGCACGAGCAGGCCGCAAAGCUCGAGCUCGAAGCACAGAGACAGCGCGCCGAGGGCCGGCUGGCGCAGGCGGUGGCAGAGACGAGGCAGCUCCAGGACACGCUCAGAGCUUACACAAAGACCAGCGCCGACGCGACAGCGCUCGCGGACCAGCUCCACGUGCACCAGGGCCACCGUGGCCGGCUCGAGCGCGCGCUGGACGCCAACCAGCUCCGCUGGCAGGAGACGAGGGGUCACGUGACCGCGUUUGCGCAGCAGCUGGACGGGUCGCUGGCGGGCGCUGCUGCGGCGACGUCGGGCGAGCUGGGCGCGCUGUGGGAUGCGAUCAGGGGCGAUCUCGCGGCCGUGGCGGCAGAGAUGGCGCGGCUGAACUCGUCGUCGGUGGGGCAGCUGCGCGCACGGUGUGUCGAGUCACGUGACGAGUUUGGGACGCGUGUGGGUGUUCUCGACGGCGGUGUGCAGAGGCUGUUGGGGGCUGUUGAGCGCGACGUUGCGGCGGCGUUCGGGCUGUUUCUGGAGCGGCUGGCUGCGGACCGCGAGCUGGUGACGUGUUUAAGGGAGGAGCUGCGCCAGAGAGACGAUCAGAUUGUCCGCGAGCAAUCGGAGCUGAGAAAGUAUGUGGAGGAGACGUUGGCGCAGCGGCGGCUGGUGCUGGACCAGGAGAGCGCAGAGCUUGUGAGGCUGGUGAGGCAAACCGUCGAGCAGCAGGCUGGCAGACAGAAGGCAGAGCUGGCCGGCGUGGAGGAGCACGUGACCGGGGUGCUCGAGGCAGUGGAGCAGAUGCACCGAGAUCGGCCAGACGUUUUGGCGCAGGUCGACAGCAGACUGGCCGACGACGAGACCUGUGUUGCCGCGCAGUCCGGCACGCUGCGGCAGCGGCUGGACGGGUGGCACGUAGCCGAGUGGGAGAAGACGCUGGCGCGGUUCCGGGACGAGUUUGUGGCGUGGGACGACGUGCGGCUGGAGCAGGUCGACGACGUCUCGCGCAAGCUGUGCGAGAACCUGGGGCGCCUGGAGGCGUGUGUGCGGGAGCUAGAGACGAGAUUCGGCUCGACGGUGGCAUUGCGCGUGCGCGGGCUGCACGAGCUUCAGGCGCGGUGCAGCGGUGUUUUACGGGACUUGAAUGCGGAGCUGGAGCAGUCGCUGGCCGGCUGUGCGGGUCUGGAGGACGAGUCUAAGAUGCAGGAGACACAGAUCUCCGAGGCGAUUGCGCGGUGCGGCCAGCUGAGCAGCGCAGUGGCUGCGGUGAACGACGACCUGGCUACGAGGCUGGAAAAGCUUGAAGAGGCACUGGGCGGAGACAAAGCGCCGCUGAAACGCUCGUGGAACGACGACAAGGAGAACGUGCUGCCAGCGCGCAAGGAGCGGGUGCUGGGAGUGAAAGACGGCAACGCGAGGAGUGUGAUGUAG